Theobroma umbraticum is the source of this 1059-nucleotide messenger RNA. Its product is annotated as HAD superfamily, subfamily IIIB acid phosphatase. NCBI's taxonomy places the organism in Eukaryota, Viridiplantae, Streptophyta, Magnoliopsida, Malvales, Malvaceae. The record is from RefSeq and is a predicted model, not a curated record. Gene Ontology annotation, molecular function: acid phosphatase activity.
AGUGCUGCCAAACGGCGUCGUUAGCAUCGACAUUUUUUUCGUUAACAAUACUGAUGAAGUUUAAAGCAACCAGGCAAUUUUCUCUCUUUUACCAGCCACUCCACGGGCGAGAGGGAGGGAGAGAGGCAAAACCCAGGAAAAAAAAAAAAAAUAGCUCUCCACCAAAUAUAUAAGCCAUCUUCCGAUGGCUUCUCAUCCUCUCAGCCUCUCAUUCCUCCUCCUCUCCGUUCUCAUCUCCUCCGUCUCCUCAUCUUCUCAACCCAUCAUCCAGCUGCCGACAACAACCGACCGGAAAUCCAACAUUGACGACGACCUUUACUGUGCCAGCUGGCAUUUAGCCGUCGAGACCAACAACGCCGGAAGCUGGAAACAAAUCCCCACCCGUUGCGAGUCCUUCGUCCAAGACUACAUGACUGGUCCACGCUACAUGUCGGAUUCCGAGAUCGUCGCUAACUACUCCCUCGCUUACGCCUUCUCCGUCGAGAUCGGACGCAACGGGAAGGACGCCUGGGUCUUCGAUAUCGAUGAGACUUUGUUGACGAAUUUACCCUACUACCAGGCCCAUGGAUUCGGAUCAGAAACUUUUGAUGAGAAUUCCUGGGAUGUGUGGGUGGACUUGGCCGAGGCGCCCGCUAUACCAGCGAGUUUGAAAUUGUACAAUGAGCUUAAGCAGAUGGGAUUUAAAAUAUUUGUGCUUACUGGGCGGAGUGAGAAUCAGAGGAAUGCCACGGCCAAGAAUCUUCUGUUUGCAGGGUACACCGACUUGGACAGGCUUAUCUUGAGAGGACCUUCAGACGAGGGAACACUGGCAACUGUAUAUAAAUCUGAGAAGAGAUCAGAUCUGGUAAAUGAAGGUUACACCAUUCAUGGGAGCUCGGGAGAUCAGUGGAGUGACUUGCUGGGUUUUGCAGUGGCAAAACGUUCAUUUAAACUGCCAAAUCCCAUGUAUUACGUUUCCUAAACAAUAUAAAGUAAUUGUGUCAUAUGUUGUAAUUCUUUACUUCCAGUUAUGUGGACCUAUUUGCUUCUGUAAAUUUCAUGGCUAGUUAAUACUUGUUA